Messenger RNA from Protopolystoma xenopodis, 231 nucleotides. The record is from the annotation of a GenBank genome assembly. Lineage: Eukaryota; Metazoa; Platyhelminthes; Monogenea; Polystomatidea; Polystomatidae.
GGUGUUGAUACUGUUCACGAUCCUGUUGUUGCCGAUACUGCUCAUGAUCCUGUUGCUGCUGAUACUGCUCAUGAUCCUGUGGCUGUUGAUACUGCUCAUGAUCCUGUGGCUGCUGAUAUUGUUCAUGAUCUUGUGGAUGCUGAUACUGCUCAUGAUCCUGUGGCGGUUGUGAUUGCUUUAGAUGCUGCCCAUUUAUUUGCAAAUGGUUAUGUGCUUCCGCUUGGUAAAUAG